CUCUCUCUCUUCUACACUCUGAGCUCAAGCGAUUACCUCCCAUGGGAAAAAUCUCUGAAGUGAUUAUUUAGCUCUUUUUUGUCGGUUCUGCAUCCAUUUUUAUGGAUCUUGGAGUUCGGUUUCAAGGGUCGGUUUCGGGUCAUGAAAACGGGUCUCCGGUUCAAUCAGAACUCGGAUCUGGUUUUGGCAACAAGCAAGAAAGAUCCGGUUUCGACGGUGAAGAUUGCUGGAGAAGCUCGAAGCUUUCAAGAAUAUCAACAGAUGGUUUCUCUUCCUCACCCGCUGCAACCAAUAAAACUCUGUCGUUUCAUCAAGGCAUACCUCUCUUGAGAUCUACCUCUAUCGACCCUCGCAGACAAGAACAUAUGCUUAGCUUCUCCUCUGCUUCCGACAAAUCAGAUGUCUCGCCUUAUCUUCAGUACUGUAGAAAUUCAGUGUCAGGAUAUGGUUUAGGAGGAAUGAUGAACACAAGCAGCAUGCAUGGAAGCUUGUUAACUGGAGUAAAAGGACCUUUUUCAUUGACUCAAUGGGCUGAGCUAGAGCAACAGGCGUUGAUCUACAAAUACAUCACAGCCAAUGUCCCUGUGCCAUCUAGUUUACUCCUCUCUCUCAAGAAAUCCUUUUUCCCUUAUGGAUCCUUGCCUCCUAAUUCUUUUGGGUGGGGCUCUUUUCAUCUGGGCUUUUCCGGCGGCAACAUGGAUCCCGAGCCAGGGAGAUGUCGCCGGACAGAUGGAAAGAAAUGGCGGUGCUCGAGGGAUGCUGUUCCCGACCAAAAGUACUGUGAACGACACAUUAACCGAGGUCGCCAUCGUUCAAGAAAGCCUGUGGAAGGCCAAAAUGGCCACAAUACUAAUCCCGCCGCCGCUUCUACCGCCGCUGCUGCGUCCAAGGCGGCGGCGAAUACGGUUGCUGCGAUGCGUGGAUCAGAUAAUAACAAUAGCCUCACUGCCGUGGGAACUCAACAUCAUGCCAAUCCUACAGAUUCAUUGGCUAACAGAGUUCAAAACUCUCGAGGAGGCUCGGUUUUUCCUGCCACGAUGAACUUACAACCAAAAGAUUCUCAUCAGAAACAAAGCAAUAACCCUUUUGAAUUCGGACUCAUCUCCUCUGAUUCGUUACUUAACCCGUCAAAUAAACAACAACCGUCUUACGCAAACUCGUCCAAAGGCUUUGGAUCGUAUCUUGACUUCAGCAACCAAGCAAAGCACUCGGAGAAUCACAACAAUGUCGAUUCUUGGCCAGAAGAGCUGAAAUCUGAUUGGACUCAGCUCUCAAUGUCAAUCCCCAUGACUCCAUCUUCCCCUGUUCAAGAUAAACUAGCUCUCUCGCCUUUAAGGCUAUCUCGUGAGUUCGACCCUGCGAUCCACAUGGGAUUAGGCGUCAACACUGAGUUUCUUGAGCCUGCUAAAAAGACGAAUAACUGGAUUCCUAUCUCUUGGGGUAAUAAUAACUCCAUGGGAGGUCCUCUCGGAGAGGUACUAAACAGCACGACGAAUAGUCCCAAGUUUGGAUCUUCUCCAACUGGUGUCUUGCAAAAGUCGGCUUUUGGUUCUCUUUCUAACAGUAGCUCGGGAAGCAGCGCCGUUCUUGGUGAGAACAACAACAAGAACGGCGAUGGAAAGGAUCCGCUUGGCCCGACACAACUGAUGAACUCUUCCGCUACUGGUCCUUCUCUGUGAGAUUGUAUAACUAGGACGAUGGCGAAAACAAACAAAAAACAGAACACUCUGUUUCUCUGUUUCUGUUUUAUUACUUGGUGCAUUGUUGUUGUUGUAUUUCUUUUUAUAUAAAGCCAGAAGAAACUAAAGGAGAGAUGAGAAGAGAGAUGGGUUUUUUUUUCUUAGUCUUCUUCAAAGACCUGUUUCUUCUUUUGUCUUUCUGAUUUCUGUAUCCAUGGAUUUAUUGGUUCUUAAUCAUCAGAAUCUUGAUUUUGUUGUA
Eutrema salsugineum is the source of this 1938-nucleotide messenger RNA. Its product is annotated as growth-regulating factor 1. Gene Ontology annotation, molecular function: ATP binding. NCBI's taxonomy places the organism in Eukaryota, Viridiplantae, Streptophyta, Magnoliopsida, Brassicales, Brassicaceae. The transcript is spliced from 4 exons. The record is from RefSeq and is a predicted model, not a curated record. Gene Ontology annotation, biological process: regulation of DNA-templated transcription; developmental process; DNA-templated transcription. Gene Ontology annotation, cellular component: nucleus. The coding region runs from base 102 to 1679 and encodes 525 amino acids.